This is a messenger RNA of Porites evermanni, 23237 nucleotides long. The record is from the annotation of a GenBank genome assembly. NCBI's taxonomy places the organism in Eukaryota, Metazoa, Cnidaria, Anthozoa, Scleractinia, Poritidae.
AUGGACCACAGAGAAGCAUUUAUAGCUACGUGGAUAAACUUUUUUCCAACUAUCAAGCCUCCCAAUACGGAAUUCUUACAAUUUUGUGGUUGCGGUGGUGAAAAUCGCUCGCAAGAACAAAUCUUCGAACGGAUCAAUUUAUGCAAAGAGAGACUUGAUAGUGCUUUAAACGUGUUAAAAAGUGAAGGAUUCAUUCUAAAAUGGCUCACAGAGAUACUAAAUACAAAAGACGUUUAUCAAAGUGAUUCCGAGCUCGUCAAAGUUUUGAAUAUGUUCUUCCCAAGUUCAUUUGAACCUUGGACAAUGCUUAUGGACACUGCCCCCAAAUCAGUUACCACAGAAGUUGCUACAGGCACGGAAUGUACAAGCGUUUCUAACGAGCCUAACGGCAACAACAGCAAGUUAUUGGACAACUGCGAUUUGAAUGAAGGGAGGAACAAAGCUAUUAGCGAAGUAGUUGAGGCGGGUUUUGCUGAUGGGUCGGAGCAAGCACUCGGCGGAAGUGAGGACGAGAAAUCAUUAGAGUUAGAUUUCAAUAACAAACGGGGGAUCACUGGGGUUCCUGGUAAAUUAUUUAGCAGUGAGAAUAAUGAAUUCGAUGAGGAAGAAUGUUCGUUGUAUGAUGAUCAAAAUACAACAGAGGGUAAUAAACUCUUAUCCAAUAACAAUACGGAAGAGAGAGUUGAACACGACGUAUGGCAAACAAUUUCACGUGAGGAAGAAAACCCUACGGGUUCAAACCCUCAAGACGAACAAAUCGUGGAGGAAAUGUCUCACGAGUCAAAUUCUCCUGACACGGAAAAGCCAGCUGGUCGUAAAGAUCGAACACUUGCGACUGUGUUUUCUCCACUGUCAAAGGGAAUCAAUAAGGCAAUACCAAAGGGGAAGUGGCAAUUGCCGCGUUCCCCAUUUAGCAGUUCUAAACAUCGAAGGAGUGACUCGAAGGAUAGCGCGGCAAGUUCUGAAGGAGAUGAUUUUUCCUCACAUCAUACGGAAAGUGAAACGCCAGAAAAUCUCGAUAGCGAAGUAUUGUCAGACGAUAGUGAAGUUCGUAUAAAGUUAAACGAUAUUUAUUUGACAAAUCAGGCGGAUAUUAUGGCAGGUGAAGGCGGAGGUUUUUGUUCGGGCGAGACUUCCCCGAUCGAGCGACACGGUGAUGUUGUCGAUUUCAAGGGACAAGGAAACUCAGAGGACAUCGAGGAAAACAAAAGCAUCGAAUCCGAGGGUGAUACACGUGGUGAAACAGCUGAUGAUUCAUCCGAUGUUAUUCUCGGAGUUGUGGAUGAACUGAUAUCUUACUUGGAAGGAAUUGAAGUCGUAAGCAGUGAUGAAUUUGAAGCAGAAGGGGAAUCUCCUCAUGAGGAGGAAGAAGAGCCUGAAUUUAUGUUAUUUGGUGGCGCUGUCAGACCACGGAAGCCUCAUCGACCCAGAAAACAACUAGGCUCUGUGAUGUCUAUAGGAAAUGUGAGUUUAAUGAGUACGGACUCUUGUGUGACUCCUUGGUCAAUAGAUGUUGCUGCUUCUGAAAUGCAAUCAGCUGAUUCAUCUGGGGAAGAAGACAGCGUGUCGACUGAGACAAGACCCAGUCCAGGUACCUCUCCUGGCUGUGGUCUCCCUAAUAUGGAGUCAAAAGAGAAAGUGGAAGCACCUAGCACCCCUCCACCCAAAAGGCCACCUCGUCGUAGUAAAACUGAGAGACUUUCUCGUACACUAGAAACACCAAAGAAGCUUACCAAGGCCAGUGUAAGUGGAGAUGACGAUGAUGACGUGUUUGGUAAAGGUAUGUCAAUUUCCUAUUAUUUUUGUCUUAAAUUAGUUUGUCAUGUGGUACUUAAUUUUUGCCAUGCAACAAACUCAACCUGGUCACCAAUACUUCCAAAUUUUCUUUGUUGUUUUGAUUGACCAAUGACCAGGUGAAUUUCCUUUGUUGUGAGUGUGUGUGGCCCGUGAAUUCUUGGCCAAUAAUAAUUAAUGUUUGGAUGACCCUGGUUGUGUGCAUAAUUAUGCCGUAAUAUCUAUGGUAUUUAUUUGGCAUAUUUUCCCUGGUUCACCAAGCUUAGGUAUCAGGUUUCUGAACAUGGAAGUCAGCAUAUCAUAGACUGCAGAUUCAUAGCAAUUAUGUGGACAAGUGAGUACCUCACCAAAGAGUGAGUUGAGUAUUAUAGAAGCCAUUGUCCAAGUCAAAGUAUGCUUAAAAAACGUCCUGGUCGGUAGUCGGGGCACGAUUUGAGUCUGUACCCAGCGGCCAGAUGAAUGAACUGGAAUGAUACAUGUAGUUUCUUGCUUUGGCAAGAACAGUGCACAUAAUAUUAUGAUCUCAACUUGCAUCUAAUGCUUUACAGUAUUAUUUUAACCAAAAAAAUGAAGCGCAAAUUUUGUAGUAUUUUGUUUUGAAAGUAAUAUUAUUUGUUGUUUGCAAUGAACUUUAAUAUAUUAUUAUUUUGCCAUCACAAGAGGGAUAACCGUGAUUAGCCCAGAGAUGUUUUUACUAAAACUAAUAGUUGCUAAAGGCCUGAUGAUGUAAAUUACUUGCAAAAAAUAAAAUCAAAUUCAAAAGAGCUGUACUUGUUUUUACAGUGAUAACAAUGCACUAUGUUAUACAGUCUAAAAGCAUAUUUAGUUUCUUAGUUUUUUUUUCAAGAACUAUUCUGUCAUUAAUUUAAAAUAAGGUCACAAAAUCGAUUUUUUUAAAGUUUAAAGACGUCGUGUACUGCAGCUUUUAGGUCAUCAAAUAUUAUCUUUCAGCAAAAUGUGCCCAGAUUAUAUUUUGUGAUUAUAGGAAAGAAAUAUCUAAUUUUAGAGUAGGUGCUUUGAUCUUUUUAUGUAAUGCAGCAAAUGGAAACUUAAAGUAAAUAACAACAUUGAGUUAAAAGUUAAAGAACUCUCUGUGGUCCCAGGGAAAUUGAAAUAAAAUUAUCUUUCACUUUGGGGUUAUUUGAAGUGGAUAGAAUGGAAAUGGUGUGGUCAGACACAGUGGUGAAACAUCUGGUACCAAAAGUUCAUAUAUUUUACUUUGAAUUUUUGAAAGUUGUUUUGUAUUUCUCGAUUUCCAGUACUGUUAACAUGAGAGUGAGAAAAAGCAUUGUAUUAUUCAUUAUCACCAGACUGGAAUUCUCCCUGGCUAUAAAGUUUGAUUUUUUUUUUUGCUAGUUCAAUUUAAAGCCAUUACAAAUAUCCAAUGAAUAACCUGCUGUUAAUUAAUUUUUAUGGUAAACAUGUUGAUCUUAAGAGUCUGAUACAUGUCACAAUAGUCUUUUAGGAUAAAAUAAGCACUCUUUUUAUGCUGAAAGAUAAACAACAAUUGAGAUUUAAAAGCUUCCAGAAUGCCAUUUUCACGUUUUUUUUUAUAAAUAUCAUGUUUUUGUAUUCAGCAUCAUCAGUCAGAUAGACAAGGUACAUGUAACUUGAAAAAUAAAAUGUUGGGUUAGGGUUAGAUAUUGUUAUGUUUUAUAUUGUCUUAUUGAUUUCCUAUUAGUACAAAUAAAUCAAACCUGUUUGCCUCUAUGUCAUUUUAGAGGAAAUUUCAUUUGUCAUUACACAAUACUGUACAUAUAAAGCCCUUUGAAAGUUAGGGUUAGUUCAGAAAAUAGCCUCCAUGUAUGGAACCAAUUUAUUAAAAAUUUUCCUUUUUCAAACACCUGAUCAUGCAACUACUUGAUGUAAAAAGAAAAAUAAAAAAUAUAUAUUUCUGGCAACAUAUUCAUUUGUACAAGUUGUACAAAAAGUUAAUAUGCUUUCAAUUUUUUUUCAUGCAACUUUAAUUUUUUUUUGUUCAUCAUUACUCUAUGACAUACAGUGGAUAUUGUUUUAUAUAAUAAACAAGGCUUCUGAUAUUCUGUGAUGUUACUAUUUCACAUAGUCUUGACCUCAAAUUGCGACUUUUCACAGAAUUCAUGAAAUAUUGCAUGAUUCACAAAGAAAUGCUAAACUCUAGUAAAGUAAACAAUGAAUUGUAACUUUAAUUAUACAUUUUCCCAGUCUUAAUGUUAGCUGAGGUGAUUUACCACUGAAGAAAGCCUUGCAAAACAUCUGAAACCUUCAAUUGCGGUAUCUAUUGGGCACAGGCGGCCCAGACUCUGUGGGAGUUCAUUAGACUGAAUUUAUAAGAGAAAGUAUGAAAAUAAACAAAAUACAACUUAAAUUCCAUUUUGUGACAAAAAUAGAAAUUAAAAUGACUCAACUUGUGUUUUUGUUUUGUUUUUUACUGUUUCUUUGCUUCUAGAGCCAUUUAGAAGCCAUUUUAUAGAUGUUUAAGAUUUUGAGUUGUACUAACUCUUAAUUUGUUAGUUUAAAACCCGGUUAAACAAUGUUAAUUGGCCCUGAAAAAAUUGCAUAAUUUAUCGCAUAAUAGGCUUUUGUUAUGGCACAAUCUGCCCUGAAAAUGCUGCUUUAUUUCUGAAUUUUGAUCGCACUCUAUCAGAUUAAAGCAUCCUGUUUCCAUUCAAGGUAUAGGCCAGGUACUCAGAACAUAAUAUACUCUUAAUGGUAAUAAUUUUUUAUAUUUCAAGAAAAAGGGUAUUAAAUCAUAUUUUACCCUUGAAAAAUUCUGGUUGAUUUUGUCAGUUUCUAGUCGUUAUCUAUUUCUAAAAUUAUCUGCUUUUACCUACUUGCACACCAUGUUUGACAAUAUUAUUAAAUCUAGGACUUGCAAGUAAAAUACUGACCUCAUCAUCAUUGUCUCAAGUUGAUGAUUCAUGAUGAGUCCUUGUUACAGUUGUUUGAGUUGAUCUUUUUCCUCCUUCAGGGGAUCUUGAGACCCUAAACCGUUCAUCAGAGGUCACUCGCUUUCCAAAGAGAAGCACCAGUGAGCAAAUUCGUCCACGAAGCCAGAGUACUGACAAUGAAGAUCACAAGAAACUGCGUAAAGCCAGAGGUGCUCAUGUAGUGAUUGGAGAGAACAAUGUUGAUUUUCCUUCAUCUCCUGUGAGUUCCCCAGGAGGAAGUCCUGCAAAACAUGUACGUGUGAGUACUUAUUUUAUUAGAUGUUCUACCCUGUAAUGUCCAAUGGAACUGUUAAAACCCCCCAUUUUUUACUAAGUGUUAAUAUGGUACUGUUCUAGGCUUAGCUACAUAAUUCCAGAAUUUUGGGGGGAAUUUCAAACAUCAUAAAGAAUUUUAGAAAAUCUCAGGAAUUUUAGGAAAAAAUUGACAAAUUUGAGAAUUUUAGAGCAAUUUGAACUUUCACCUGACAUGUUGGUAACAUUUCACAGGCAAAAAUGUUGACAGAAAGUUGAAAAGAGAGGGGCCAGUCCGCUCAUAUCCUACAUACAACAGUGUCUAUAGCAGGGUUUGAGCCAGGCCGCGCCAUUGCGCCAAUCCCGCACUGGAAUUGAAAUUGUCCCUUAAAAAAACGGCCAAGGGGACAAUUUGUCCCCUUCAAAAUUUAGGGAAAAAACUCGAAAGGUAGCACACACGAUCCAAGAGAUUUAGUUCAGUACAGACAUUGCAAGCUAAAACAGAAAGUGGAAAAUAUAUUUCAUCGCACGUUUAAAGUUCAUUCUAAAGUCACCUUUCAGUCACGCUCUACUGAACACGUACGUGUCAUGCUCUAACCAAGCGUGGUGAACGCACCUGGCAGUCUUUAACAUGUCACAUCGAAAACAUGUUCGAACAUUAGAACACUUUUUUCGCUCCAAAUCAAAGCUAGAGUGAAUCAGAGAAAAAUGAUACAGAAGAAGAACAGUGUAUUAAUCAGGAAGAAACGGAUGAGGAUCGAAGGAAACCGAAAAAUUCACGAACUUUCCAGAAAACUUGGUUGCGAGAUCACACAUAGUUGCGCUAUGAAAAGGAGGCGUACAUCUACCAGUUAUUAAGAAAGGAAUUGAAGUUUACAAGGGGAUGCCUGAACGAGAUUCUGCUGUGAAAUUUUUUGAAGUAUAAAGCAUAGUCAUUGAUCCUCUGUUUAAAUAUGACGAGAAAAAAAAGUCUCGACACCAAUAACUUAACUUUUCUUGUUUGUAUCACUUUUCUUGUAUUACAAGGAUCAGGUAAAAAAAAAGGUUUUUGUUGGCUUUCCUGUAUAGCCACAUAUUUAGCCACAGCGUAAAAAAAAUGUUGAAUAACAAUUAAUUUGUCUGUCCCCCUAAAAAUAAAAAUGUCCCCCAAAAUUUUAGACAAGGGGACAGAUUGUCCCCCAGUGAUCAAAUCCUAGCUCAAACUUUGUCUAUAGCACUGAGGACAGCAGUUUUUCAUCACAGUCAUCUGCACUACAACUUAUCAGCAGUUAUUCACCAAAAGGGGUCGUACAACUCAUUAAUGCUUCUUGUUAUAUCGCUAUAGAAAAAACAAAAUUUUUAAGAGUUUUUGGAGAAUUUUAGACAUUUCUAAAAGUAUUAGAGAGCUUUUUUGGGAAAAUUCCAGAAAGAAGUUUACACAAUUUUUCGAGAAUUAUGUAGCUAAGCCUAUACUGUUCUAGUAUGUGGCCACUUUGGGUUAAAGUUUAGGUUAAACAUUCAAGUAUUUGGCUCAAAUUGCCUUGUCAUUUGGACCUUCAACUCACCCAAAGAGCAUCAAAAUUUUUUUUUUUUUUGGCCAUCUGUUUUGCAUCAACUGGGCAACUGUACAAACUGCUUGGUGUUCCUUACAAGCUGUUUGAAACUUAGCCACUUAAAAAAGAGUAGAUUUAAGAGGUUGAGGAAGAGUAAUAGCAACCUGGAGAUUUUGACUGCGGGCAACGAGGGAACCCGCAAUGAUUUAGUUUGAUAUUCAUGUUCAUUGUCAUCUCUGCUAGGAAACUUGUGAGGAUGACGAGGCUAGUAAACUGCACAAGAGGAAAUGGGUUGUGGCUGCUGUGCUGGAUAGUGAGAAGGGAUAUCUAGAGUGUCUUAACUUAUUAUACAAAGUAAGGCCUUUAUUUCCUGAUUUUAAACAGUUUUGCUUGGGAGUUUGCUUAAGUGUAAGCUUGAUUCACAUUUUUGUACACUGAUUAAUGAGACAAAAAGGAGCAUUGUACGAUGUAACAGUUCAUUGUUCUCGCUCUAUAGAAGAGGUUUUUACCUGAGGUUUUUUUCGUCAUGGAUUCAAAAGGUUUAAACGUUAUGGUAGGAUAAACAACUCCAGAUGAAAGUGUUGCUCAUAAGUUAAUCAAGGCUUAUAACUGCAACCUCAUCUCUCUCUCGUAGUACAGCACAGUGUAUGUAAUGUAGGAAAGCAUUAAUUCAAGGAGGGGGAACCCUUACUUUCCCUUUGGGUGUAUCUUUCAUCACUUUUUAGACUGUAGAUCUCCACAGCUUUAGCAAUUCUUUUUGUCAUUGUUUGGUUCCUAUAUCUUUGCUUUCACUAAGGUAAUAAGACAACUGUGUAACAAAUUUUAAUUGAACCAUCACCCACCAUUAAAGAGGGAGAGUGACAAAAACAUUUAUUUUUUGAUUUGCGUGCUUAAAAAUAAUUUGGCCUGAUGAUCAUUCAGUUCAAAGAUAUCAAUCCCAUCAUUUACAUAAUUAUAAAUCUUGUAUAGUGCGUGCUAAUUUCAUGUAAUUCAUUUGCCUUUUUUUUUCCCCCCUCAGCAUAUGAAGCCUUUGAAGCUAUCUAUCGAGUCUUCUGCUCCAAUCUUGACACUGGUGGACUACAAUAAAAUAUUUCAUAAGCUGGAUGAGAUUUAUACCAUUCACAAUGUGUUUUAUAAUGACCUUGAGUCUCGAGUCUCACAUUGGAAUGACCGGCAUCUCAUUGGGGAUUUGUUUUUGAGUUUGGUGAGUAGGUGUAUGUAGGAUUCAUUGGUUGGUGUUUAACUUCAGAGCAGGCUUAUACUGAAGGUUUUCAAGCACUCAAAGUUCCAAGCUCAACUUAUUUCAAAGUAGACUUUUGGCAACCUUAAGUAAAAGAUAGAUCGCCAGAGAUGAAAUAUUGGUUGCCAGAAAAGAAAAAAGACACUCUGCCAUAUUACGUGAAGAGUUAAACAGAAAUAAUCAAAAUGCCUGCCCAACUAUUGCAACUGGACUUUGAGGUCCAUGCGGUAUCUCAAGACGUAAUGACCAGACAGCCAGGGUGAAAAAAGUGAAUUACAAACAUACAAGUCAUCAGACUGUUGAAACCUUCACUACAAUUUUAGUCGCCAAAAUUUUGUUUAAUCGCCAUGACAACUAAAACAGUCAUGGUGGACCACACUCUCCUCUCUUUUGGCAACAAUAAUACUGCACUCACUUUAGAUUAAUAUGCCUGCAGUGCAGACUAGUCGGUGUUUAAAGCCAUUUCAUGGUAAGAAGGAAAAGCUUGUUUGCAUUUGUGUUUUUUCCUCUUCUCAUAAUGCCACAAAUUCCAUUCUCUCUUUUUCCUCUCCCCUGUCCCAAGUCUCACUUCCUUCUGUUUACCUUCCCUGUCCCUCUUUACUUCCACCAUCCCUGCCUGCUGGGUAUAAGGGUUCCUUUGCUCCUCCAAACCCUCAUGAAAUUCCAUUUAUUUAUUAGAUUCUUCCUUUCUUUUUAAAAGUCUGCUUUGGAAGUACCCCUUCCCCUUGGAAUUUCUAAUGUCAUCACAUGAGGUUAUGGUGAGAGUAUUGUAACAAAUGUAUCCUGUUAUACCAAAAGUUACCCUGUUGUUAUUAUUGUCUCUGUCAAAGAAAUAUGUUUCAAUGUUGUCCCAUUAAAAUUAUUAUAAUAUUAUUAUUAUUUAUACAGGUGGAUCAGUUUGAUGUCUAUAGAGAAUAUAUAUUAAACUACAAAAUUGCUCUGUCAACCAUACGUAAAUGCAAAGCCAGCAAUGAACAGUUUAAUAACAUUUUUUCCAAGGUAUGUGAGCAUUUUUGCAUUUAACUAUGGCUGACCAGUUAAUAUUGGCUAUAUUUAAACAACAAUAUUAACCAACAUAAAAAAUAUAUAUAUAUCUUUCUUUCACUUUCAGGAACUCAGUGUUGGUUCCAUUCAAGAAGUUACAACUUUAGAAGGUGGGUUAAGGAAGGCAUUGGGAGCAGUGGAGGGGUUGCUGAUCAUUAUUUGAGUAAAGUCCAGUGUCUUGUAAAAUACAUUUCUUUAUAUGAUGCACUGUGCAGUCACUUCUCGUUUGGUUCUGUGAUUUUAAAGUAAUUAAGUCAACACAAAGAAAACUCAAGUUUCUGCCUUCUACUCCUUCAAACAGCCUUGAUCUCACUGUACAUCACUUCUGCCCUCUAAAGUUAGUCUCAGUGUAGAAUGAAAUACUCAAUGAUGUGUGACAUCUUUGCUGUCAUGAUUACAUUUCAGGCCUUUUUAGUAAGCCAGUUGAAAGAGUUGGUAGAUACAUUGUUGCUCUGGGGGUGAGUUGUUUAAUAAUCUUAUUAUGCUACCUUCCUGUUGGGUUUAGUCCAGGUUAGCACAUAAAAUUUAGUGGCAAUGAAUAUUUCAAACAUAACUGCUUAAAAAACAGAAAUGAAAAAUUAUGCAGCGUGCAAAGAAAGUAGUGUCCAAUAGCCUAGGGCUAGUGAUGCUAGCUUCAGCUUGCCGGAAUGGCAAGCCUGUAAAAAUGAUUUUCUUUGUACCCUGUUAUGCCUCUUGGUUAAAUAAGUUUUCAUUUAACUCACUACAGGAUUUGAUCAAGCAAACCCCUGAGGAUCAUGCCGAUUAUGAAGUGCUCACAAAUGUUCUGAAUACAACCAAAGACUUCCUUGCAAAGAUCACUGGGGAUGACAGAGACAGUGGCGUGAGUAAUAUGUUAGGGUCUAGUAAUAUUGCUGUAGCCACAAAGCACUCAGAAACUUCUAUUUUCAAAGUCCUUUGAAAACCCAUAUCCUAGUGGCUUUAGGGAUAGGAAUAUUGUUUAGGUCAUUCAUCUGUUGAACAUUAAUUGUUAGUUUGAAGGACAAGCCUUUAUAAUUUCAAGGUUUUUUUUGUGUGUGCUCAAAUGAAAAAAAGUUUUAUUUAUUAUCAUUUUUGUGCAAUAAGUUAACAUGCAAUCAAAGAGUUAAUGGAUCACAAUCUACUGUAGCUACAAAAUAGGUGAAAGCUGUUUUAGAGAGGUCCUGAGGUUAAUUCAUCUUUAUCCAGGUCAUACAAAGAGCGAAGAAAGAUCACAGGCUUAUCAAAGAUGCUUUUAUUGUUGAACUUGCAGGUAAUUGUUGACAUGUACUUGUAAAAACUGCUUGUAGAAGGUAUUGACCAUUUAACACCCCUGAAGUGGCAAAAAUCAGAAUUAGACUAAAAGACCAAAUUUCAUUUUGAAAAUGCUAUUAAAAAAAGAUAAUGUUACUAUGUAAGAGUACUACCACAGAAGUUUUAUUUGAAUGGUCACACUGCAAUACUCUGUCCACAGACUCGAAAGUUAAAACCGCCUUACAAGACUUCGUCAUUCACUCUUAAGUAUCGUUGGUAUUGUAGAAUUUUGUAUGAAAAGUGUAGUUUUCUAUUAUUAAGCCUCGCAUGAUGUUUACUUGCAGAUGGAGUUCGGAAAUUUAGACAUUUGUUCUUAUUCAAUGACUACAUCAUUUCUACCAAGAGAAAAAUUACUGCCAGGUUUGUGUUAAUUGAUUUUGUGGUAAGCUUAAUGCAAUAAAAUAUUUGUUCUUUAUAGGGUUGUUUUUAGUUAUAUGACUGUCUUUGUUAGCCUUUGUGGCCCUAUGUUAAACAAUUAAAAAUGGUUAUUUUUUAUCUUUUUGUAUUAAAGAAAGUCAUUUUGUAUAAAGUCACUUUUGACAUAACUUUUAUUGUUUUGUUUUUAGGAGUGAACAGUAUGUUUGCAAGUGGUAUAUUCCUUUACACGAGUUGCAAUUUCAUCCAACAGAAAUCUCAGAAGGUUAGUUUAGUUCUGUCUUUUCCGCCCUUAAUGUUGAUAUUUGUAAAGCAGGUAAAUUGAUACUGGGCGAGCCUUAUUAGAAGCGGAGCUUUCGCUCAAGAACUGAAAGACUGGUAAAAACAUCCAAGCCAUGAUAUUUUGUAAGGUUUGCAAAUAAACGAGACGGAGAGACGAAAUGUACGGUAAUUAAACGGCCGCUUACGGUUUGCCUUUUACUGUCUGUCGAGUCAACAUACACCACAAAAUGGACUGCAGCGUUUUGGGCGCUAAGAAAAAUAAAAUCUAAACAAUUAGUCGACAUUUUCUUUUGUUUUGCCACUAACUGGACUUAACGUACGUAAGGUUCUGUGCAUUGAACCGAAAUUUAGAGCGCUGUGUAGCGAAACUGGGUAGUUUUGUACACGGUGCUCGGCUUUAUUUGUAAUUUAUACUUUGCGUUCAAUUCAACACUAACCAAUUCUUUUAGCCACAGUGUAAAUAGAACAUUAACUCGAAUCCAACUACUGCUGGUCGACCAGAUAAACAACAAAACAACUUCUGACAACUUUCCUUUUUCUCGCUCGUUAACUUUGUCAUGCGGUGAGCUGUCUUUCAAAUUUUUCUCGUUCUUAGCCUUUUUUCAACAAUUUAACUCUGAAAACUACACUAUUUUGAUGUAAGAAAAAGUAAAAUAAGUAGUUGAAAGCAAUACUCACGUUUUUGCGUCUGUUUUUUUACGUGAAGAGUGCCUCCUUCACAUUAAAAACGGCAAACAGCUACAAGUGAUAAACUUCCUCCAGAAUGCCCGUUUGUUUUUUAUCUAGGCACGGGCUGCACGUGCUGCACGUUUCAUUCAGCAACUUCUCUGCAAUUUGCAUAAUUAGAGCGCAUGUAAACGACUUUGGCAUAAAAGUGUUUUAGCCCUUUUUUAACGCAAAUUGUCGAGAAGUUGCUGAAUACCACAUACGUUUCGCUUGUGCCAAGAAAGAGAAGAAAAUGAAGUUUUGGACUGAAUAUGAGGCUAAACCUACAAGUAAAAGGAUAUUAUGGUAUUGUAAGGAAAGGCCUUGGUAUAAGUAGCGGGAAAAAAUGAUGCUUUUUUUGCCAUUUUCUUUUUUGCUUUAAUUUUUUUAGCACCACAAGUCAUUCCGGUCACCAGUAAAGCUGAUUUUGAUAUGCUUAAGAGCAGAAUCGCGAGCACAAAAGCCGAAAUACGACGAGAAGGAGGAGGAAUGAGCACUAGUCAUAGUCCAGACUCCUCUCCCUCAUCCAAGGUAUGUUUCCCACCCCCCUUCCCCCACCCCCUUCCACCUAUUUUGCCCCAAACAGGGUCAUUUCCUUUCAUUUGUCAUCUCAAGUCUGAAACCUGUUUGUUUAAGAUUGAUAGACUUCUCAUGGAUUGAACAUCUUUUAUGUCCACAGCGUCGCCGUAUGCAGUCUGCCUCCAAAGUAGUAGAAAAGAUGAAGAAGCGGUUAGCUGAGCAGGUAACUUGACUAAACCGCAUUAUUUGAGUGAAAGUGUUAACGUUUAUGUGGCCGUAAAAUUCCGGCUUGAACAGGGAAUUGAUUACUUUUUUUUUAAUUCAAAUCGCCUUUCUAGAACGUAGUUAACAACUUCCUAGCUGACUCUGAGCAAGAAACCUUCACUCUCUUACACAAACUGCUGCUACAACACAAAGAGAUAGUUUGUCGUAAACUUCUUGAAAGAAAGCUAAAGAGUACGCGAAGUUUCAGACCCAAUUUCAGAUCUUACAAAAGGUGGCCAAACUCUCUUUCAUUUACAGUUUGGUCACAGAAAACUGUGAAUGGUGAAGCGCUUGAGUUAAAACUGGAACCCUUAUGGGUAGGAGAUUAUUCUCGCGGAGCCGUGAGCGUUCGAGAUUUUUAGUCUGGGUGAAAUCGUGUUCGAUUGACUGUACUCUGAAAUGAGAAUGAAUGUAAUUGACCGAAAACGUUAUAUGUUUAAGAAGAAUUUUUAUUGCACACUAUCAAUGAAAUGUACCUUCUAGUGUGACCACUAAAGUGAAAGUUACUGAGCUUCACUUUUAAAGGGAUAUUUUUCUGUCUUAAGUAUUUAGUAAAUAAUCUGUGUGUAAAUUUCUUUUACUCCUUAGGAAGCUGCCCUUUUGCUAGCCAUUCCAAGCCUGCCUCUUACACUGUACCACAAGCAGGGCAAGGUAUGUUGAAAGUCGUUUAUAACUGGCCUUUUCUUAUCAUAACUUAACCACGUUAACCCUUUUAUUUCCAGAAGCAGCCAAAGUUAAAUUUACCCCCAAAUUUGAAAUUUCAUCUUGUAAAGUGCUGAAAAAAAAUAGUACCUCUUGAAAGUAAUGCAAAAACGGUUUCAUUUGAGUGGUCGCACCAUAGGAUUUCGUCCGCAGACUCGAAAAUUAGAAUCGCCGUACCAGAGUCCGUCAUUCACCGACUCUGAUAGUGAAUGAUGGAAAUUUCCAUGGAAAAAUUUCCCUUGGUGCUAUACAUUACCCUUUUCAAGGUCUUUCAAGCUUUUAAAUGAGCGGAAAAAUCAGCAAAAUGGCAUAGCUCCGCGUAUACACCAGCUCGUUAACUAUUCGUCGAAGUACGAACACACGAUUCGUGUGUCAUUUUUACCCACGUCUCCCUUGUGCUACAAUUUGUGAUCUCUUAAUGUAAAUGAUAGCUGCGAUGAAACGGUUAUUUGGUGAUAACAUUUUUUCAUGUUCAGAGACGUUCGGUGCAUGUUCUCAGUGUGGAUAAAACCAUUCGGCCUUAUCCUUGUACAUGGUAGCCGCCGUCGGAAUAGUGCAAGCCUGCGAGCAAGCUCUCCUAUUAGGGCAAGCUUUGCCGCUCGCUCGGGCGUUCUCGCGAGACUCGCUUCACUCACCCAAAUAGGAGAGUUUGCUCGCAGGCUAGAAUCGUGCAGCAACGUUUGUUUCCAGAAUCGUAUAAAAAAAUUACUGUUUCCUCCAGUUCUCGUAGUUUUGAUUGGUUUUGAAGCACAAUGGGGAAAUAAUUCCACUAAAAGCAACAUAGUUUUUGUCAUUCCCACACAAAUUCGUUUCAAGGUGUACGUAACUUCUGCCCUAUUUUUUCUUCUUAUUUGCAUGAGUUAAUUUUUCAGGAGUUUGCACCAUAAAUAAGUAAUCAUUUUUGUAACCCCUGUUGUCUUUUUUUUAAACAUUUACUGCAAACAUUACUUGGCGAAAAUAAUUACUAUAUAGACACUUGUGAAACUCUUUUUACUUGUUUCAUAAAAAAUAGUUGAAACAAAGAAUUAAAGAAUUUGGAAUUAAAGUGGUGGAAGUUUAUUGUGCCUUUUAAUUUUCAGACAUACACAUUACUUUGUAAAAGCGAUGUUGAGAGAGCCGAGUGGAAGGAAAAAAUAAUCCCUCUGUUGGAACAGAACGAAGGUAUGUAAAACUUAAAUGUUGCGGUUUUGUUCAUCUGUUUAUGUCAAUCCGGUGAGCAAGAUCUUGGAUGUGGUGCUAAUUUGAUGGUUUUGUCAAUAUUUAUAUUGUUCAAAACGAUUUUUAAUCGAUUUGCAUAUACAGUCCAAACAUAAGUUGACGAACUGUCUUAUUCAAAUAAUGCUUAUCUAUGUUCUUGGAGGCCUUUAUUGUCAACUUAUUUUUUUAAGGCAUCUUAAAUUUGUGAAGUUGCAAAAGGAUUUAACGUGAGCCCUUGUUUAGACAACAUUUUUUUUUUCGGUAUCACGUUUCUCUAAUGAUUGUUCCUGCCCUCAACCUUAGAUAAUCCGCCAGCGGAAACUCUGAGCGUGCUAGAUUUGCAUCACUUGUUAGAAGCCUGCAAAAAGGUUAGUAUCUUAGUUGUUUUCUAUAAAUGUAAACUCUGAGUCCAUCUCCACACGACGACGCUCUUUCCCGUUUGCAGAAACGGCGGGAGAAGAGGGUCGCCUAUUUAGCGUUCGGAUCAACAAGGACGUUGAUUGGUUAAUCGCUUUUGUUUGCCGCGGGUGACUUGUGUCAGAGCGACAUCCCGAAGCGAUUAAACUGACAGAUUAAUUACAAUUCGACCUCAGUAUUUGUUUAUUCAGAUCCUCGAUUUACAGCUUUUCUACUGAGGCACAAAUCCUGUGUGUCUCGGAUCUUCGGUUUCAAAGAUUCCAACGAUCCAAGUAUCUCUUGCGCUUCCAUGUCAGCGAAAGUGAAAUUUUCCCUGUCUCCAAACCUUAAACUAUCUCGACGCGGGUCGACAUCGCCCUUGGAAUGUGGGGAAAAGAAAUCGCCUCUUUUUCGCCGCGGUUCCUUGUCGCCGAAUCUUCGUUUGUUACGGAGGGCUUCCGACUCUAACUUCCUAAAAGAUUCGCAUUCCUUGGUAAGAAACGUUUCCCUCUUCUGUGUUAUAAUGGUGUUGGCAUAUCUGUUGGGAUUGCGCGAAUAUAGCUAACUGCUUGAUAAUAUUCACUUGUAUAAGUUCAUAAUACUUUCGUUUGUUUGUAUAAGGAUGUUGCAAUCUUAAGGUGACGGUGAAAUUGCUCUUUUUACCCACAAAAUUGCAGUCGUUAAUUUGUUGGUCUAAAGCUACAAGCGUCGUUCAGAAACUUGUGUUUUUCUCGGUCUGUUUUCAUGCUGUGCAGCUCAGUUUUUCUUGCAAGUCUGAUACCGAAUGGGCUAGAUAUUUGUAUUUUUCUGCCUCAGAUUUUGGGUUAAAACAUUUCCCUCAACAUUUGGAAAGUUUGUCAAUUAUUUUCCGGGUCUCAACAAACUAUACACGUUUAGACACAUUUUGUCUUUGCGGUUGAAAUGGUCAUUGCUGUACUUUAACAUAACUAUAUCGCUAUACAUAAUCUGUUCCUUUUAAACUACACGCUGUGCAAAACAUUUUUCGAUACAAGUUGGGUGGGAAAACUGCAUGUCCGUUCCUUUUCCAGUCUUGGCCGGCUUUCUAGCUGCUUUCGUUUAUGUACCAGAAUAAAUACUUAAAGUUUAGUAGUUACACCAGCUCUGAAAUUACGUAUUUCUUUGUAACUAAUCCGUGUGAUACAAUUUGGUUUGUUGAGAGGUCGUAACUGAGAUAUUUUUCAUAAUGACCUCCGCGCACCUCGGCGCAUUCUUAGCAAAUUUCUCACCUCUUGAUUCAUUUUAAUCCUUAAAUUUUCCGCUUUGGUCACGAUAUUUUAAGGGGUUAUACCGUGUAUUUUUAGUAACACUUUGAGGAGCAGGAUUGCUUGAACCCGUGGAAGCCUAACAGUAAUCCGAUCUUGCUAUUGCAUCGAGUCGCUAGAAACUGAAAAUGAAAUGGAGAAUGAUUAUCGUCUCUGGGUUUGUCAAAAACACUUUCACUGGGUCUCUCGACGGGUAUGAGGGGGAACCUUAUUUUCAGUGAUUAAAUAUUCUGUCACGUUGAAUUAAAACUCAGAGGGACACUUACGUAGCUAGAGACAGUGUACCAUCUGAAGUUCUUUCCGCACUAGUGCCCAUACCGAAUAGUGAACUUCCUUUGUACUCAGUUUUGAGCUUGUCCAUGCAAUCCUGUAAUGAAAGUUCUUAAGCACUCCUUGCACGCCUUUGGUUGGAUACUGUUUUGAUCAGGGUUUUUGAUCAGAAAACGUCCUCCGAAAAAAACAAAUCAAAAUUUCCCGAGAUUUUUGAAGGGUCGACCUCACUGUGGAAGGAUCAGUGGCCUCCCUCUUUAUUAGAUUCUUAUUUUUAGUACAAACUUUGCCAUAUUUAGUUCAUUUUUCUUUUAGUAAAGUCGAAACCAAUGGUCCAUUCGCUGUUCCUUGAGCAUCCCGUAGAAUUUGCACCUGUUUUUAACUGUCCCUAUUGAAUUUAAUUUAUGAUAUUAGUGUGGUGACGUUUUUCACGCAUUCCUUUUCAGCUGAGAACUUGCAAGACGCUAGGGAGAGUUUCUAUGAAAGAAGGUACAAAUAAUUUUUAAUCCCCAGCACUACCUAGCCGCUUUCUUCUUGAAUUUCGUUUCUUAAUUGUAGCCAGAAAUGACCGAAAUAUUAAAAUAACAACUUAAUUGGUGAAAAAAAUAAAAGAGCUACACGUAAAUGACCACAAGGGGGCAUGGAUGGUAAAAGCGGGUAGGGUUUUUUAUAUAUUACUUUGGUGGACUGCUCCCAUAUUUAAGCUACAUAGGUAUAUGUGCCAAGGAAUGGGGUGAGGGAUUUUGAAGUGCUCAUUCCUUAAGUAAGGUUUUCGUUUAGGUAUUGUGGACCUUUCACAGGACGCCAAGAAUCACAGGACCUAAGCCCCUGCUAAAAACCUCCUGAACUACGUGUUAACUAAACAAUUCAGCGGAGCUUACUCUUCUUCAUGUGGUGGAAAAGAAAUGAUAAAAACAGCCGGUUCGGACGGUUUCGCGUGAUCGGUUAGGAUGUCAUUUUUCCUAACUUGACAGGAAGGUCCCGGGGGGGAGGGGGGUAUGGGGGAUAUGAUUCUCAUGUUGCUCGCUAAUUCAUCUCACUUAAAAACACAUACAACACAUGGAAACGUUCGUUCUGUAACGUCUUUGCGUUGACUCUUCCUAUUCUAAUAUUGCAGAUAAAGGACUCCUUAAUGGUCUACUAUACGUUCAUAUUCACUCUGGUCGAGGAUUUCACAAAAAUGGUAACUAAAGCAACCAUGUUUUACCCCACCCCCCUCGCUCCCUACGCCCCACAAUGGACUCCAAACACACAAACACCCAAAAUCCUGAGUCCCUCGCUUUCACAACCCAUAUAUUGAUGAAUGAAUCAGUUUUUCGCCAAAAUAAGACGAAAAUUCGUGAGUUAAAUCGAAAACUAACGUUACAAAAUUGAAAUUGUUUUAUUUCAGGCUACUCUUGUGUAAAGGAAAAAGUUUAUGUAAUUGAGACGUGUGGGCUCUUAAUGACAUCCCACGCUGCUUCCGUAGUAAGAUCGUUGUAAAGCCUACAAUUACGCACAUAAACAAAAUCAUAUCCUUAUGGCAACUUAGUGGAAACAAAAAUUAGCGCGGUAGAAAGUCACGUAUUUAGCGGUUUCCUUAUUACUGGUGCAAAACCUUUACCCUCGGUAAUCACUUAACUAAUCCCAACGCCUACAGAGUCGCGUAAUAUAAACAUGCGUCGUUCAAAAUUUAUAAUGAAGGUCAAAUCGCUGUAUUAGCUUUGUGCUAAUACAGGUAACUUUAUACGCCAUUUUUUCAGUGCCAAAGAUGUUUUUCAUUCCUGAACCUGUUUCUUUGAAUGUUUCAGAUCUGAGCUGCGCAGUGGAAGUUGAUCAUUUCGGACAGUUUGUGCGUAAAGCCAGAACAAGAACAUGUAAGGCUGCCACGGAUCCUGUCUGGGACCAGGUGAGUUCAUUUGAUCAAUUAGACUGACUUCAAUCGGUUUCUAUUUUUCAAAUUCAAUAUCUCUAACAACUUGAAAACAGCACGAGCGAGAAUUUUGGACCAGAAGGACUGGCGAGAGAUGUCAGAGGGUCCCAAUCACCCUCAGGUUCAUAUCGCGCGUCCGCGUUAAUUUGACGAGAAAAAAGCGAUCUUUGGGGUUUGUUAUCACAUCUUUGCUUGAGCCUAAAUUGAUGAUUUUAGUUUCUUAUUUUUAGGACUUUGAUGUCGAGGUGGAAGGUACAAGGGAACUCAAGCUUCACGUGUAUUACAAGAGCCGACUUAACUUUGACGAGCACCUCGCUCAAGGGAAAAUUGAGGUAAAAAGAAAUUAUGUGCGUGGUGGACCGGUGAGUGUUGCACCGCGUUUACAAGAACGUCGUCUUAAGCCAAGUCUUUUGGUGCAAUAAAUUCCAGUCCUCGCCCCUGAAUAUUUACUUCUGUCUCCGUUGGUUCCAGUUCACUUCUGCUAUGGUCCGAUUACCUGCUCACAGCACCACUGGGUGGCACUCACUGAACCUAUCCGAUGUGUGACGCUCCACUUUCGAGAUCGGCGCCGCGUAGUUUCGUUCCGUUACAGAAAUCGCGCCAAAAUCACCGUUCUUCUGUGUAAACAGAAGUCCAGUGAACAUAACCUAAGAUUCCUUAUGUAACAGCUAUUACAUGAUUCGCGUCCUCUAGAAAAAUGUUUCUUUGUAAAAAUAUCCACUUACAGAGUUGCUGUGUUACCCUUUUCCAGCUUCUAAAAGAAAAUUUGACCGAUCUGACGAAGAAGACGAUUACAAUCACCUUGGAUAAGCAGGUACAAAUCAUAUUUACCUUGAUCCGUUUUGCAAGUUACACCUUGAUGGUGUCAUAAACGCCGUUUUAUAUCCUAUGCUACAGGUAUAUACGAUUUGCUUGAAAAAAAAAAAAAACACACAGGUCAAUCUCCAAGAAGAUUAGUUGCCUACCUACUCAUCCGCUGUAUAAUUUGUUGACCAGAGUUAUAGAAAAUUCAUAACGUCUGAGAACUCAAACAAGCCUACUACCCUGUGUUAAAACGGAACGUUUUUAAAGCUAGUUUAUUAAUAGACUGUAUUUUAAAUGUACUUUUACUUUUUAACUAAUACUAUUAAACAUGUAAAUAUAGGUGUUUAUUUGUACUUGUAUAUUCCGGCAAUAAAGACUUAACGUGUAUCAGUUUAUAACUAUCUCUGUUUGCCACGCAGGGGGCGGUCACGCUGUCGCUACAGUAUUCUAAAUCGCCAAAAGGAAUUCAGAGGAAAAAAUCUUUGGGUGAAAAAGGAGUUUUUGGAGUCGAUAUUGGUACCGUCUCAAGGUAAGUCAUUGGUCCUUGUUGCAAAGACAUUAAAAAAACUCUUUAAAAAAGCCGUUUUUUGAGUGUCAAUGUAUUUAGCACGAAAGUGCUAAUUGAGGACACCAUUUUACGUCCCCUACUGGAUAAGGGACCGCCAUUUUGCCCGGUUAUCCGAACCAUGUAAAGGUCUGGUCCUUUGUAGGAAAAGGCAGUACUUUCAUUUCUCGGUUAUUUUAAGACCUUGAAAUUAUGGUGGUCUAGUCUAGGGAAUUGAACCUUCGACCUAUCGCUCCGCAGUCAAGCGCUGUACCGAUUGACGCGGUUACGUUGUAUCUCUUGUGGGAAUCUUCCUUUCUAUAAACUUUAUCACUAGCUGCCUUCGUGUCCCCGUUGGUCCAGCAUAUUUUUAGUAGUGCCUUCUAAGGUGGAGAACUACUGAGAAGACGCGCCUAUCACUCGUUGUUUCGUUGAUUAGAAAUCCCGGCCAGUGGUGUCAUAUGGCUCAAUGUUCGGCGUCCUUCCCUUUCUCUUUCUUAGAAAAAUAUCGUAACUAUCACUGGUCCAUUUUCUUAGUUACAUCGCAAGUUGAAAAACUUUUGAUUCGCUUGUGGAACCACCUGGUUGUUAUAUGAUGAAACAAACAUGUUCUUUUCUUUGUAGACGAGAAAAUAGCGACAUUCCUUUGGUUGUCAUUGGAUGUGUGCAGGAAAUCGAAAAGAGAGGUAAAUCUAAAGGGCUUUUUGGAAUACUGAAUUCCAUCAGUAAAACAUUCUUAACUUUGUCCUGCCAACAGAAGCUGGUGUUUAGAGGAAAGCAAACGUCGUUUGGAGAAAAGUUCGUUAAGACCCCUGAUUAGCUUCGGCUGAGUAUUGUCUAAUCAGGCUGAACCACGAUCACUGAUGAAUAACAUGAAAGUUGUCGUGAGAAUUAAUACAAUGAUCAUUAAAUCGCAAAUGCUUUGUUCUUUCAUCAAAUUCUCCAAACUAAUUUUUUAAGGAAAAGUGUGGAGAAGAAUUUGUAUGUUGAUAUCUGGGCUGAAAGGGUUUUAAAACACUUACUAAACAAGUAAAACCUUUAUUUCAGGGAUGGAAGAAGUUGGAAUCUACCGUUUAUCAGGAGCUACUUCUGAAGUUCGUAGGCUUAAAGACGCUUUCGAUAACAGUGAGUACCGUGUACUAUUUGUUUUGCCUCGAAACUACGAUUUUUUUCUUUUUGGGUGAUGAUGUAUCCAUUUAUAUCCAUAUGCUUGGCUUUUGUAUGCCCGUAAAACAAUAAUGAAGAGAUGGAAAAAACUCUUGCCCAACGUACACGUAAAUCUGGAUAUAUGAAAUAGUAAAUAAGGCAAAAUAAUUGCGCGAUGAAUUGUAAGUUCAAAUGCCGAUUGCAAACGUGGAGAAAAUAAGAACAUACACGUCCAAAACGUUUUGUCGCUUGAGUGCCCAGUUUUUUCUCCUCUCGCUUGACAACUAAUCGAGGCCACUUUUCUGGUCCAUCUUUCAGACAGUCAAAGUGCGUUGGUGCAGGUAGCUGAGGCAGACAUACAUGCUGUAGCAGGUCUACUGAAAAUGUACCUCAGGGACCUUCCUGAACCGCUCUUCACAGAUGAUCAUUAUCCUCAGUUCGUUGAAGCAAACAGUAGGUUUUCAUUUAAACUUUCUUUUUAGUGAUAAUCACCGUUUGCCUAAAGUAGCAAGUUUAAGUGCCCUAAGUUGAGUAGGCGGCAAGUCAUGCUACAAUCUUGGACAAAACAUGUGAAGAAUUUUGCACUUUCUUACCCGCAGGACUUCCAUCCUGCAUAUUUGGUACCUCAAUGACCCCUUCCCCCACCCCAGCCUGGUCAAUGUUGUUCAGUCGGGGGCAGAAAUGAUCCAGCCGGACUUCAACAUUGUUUUGGGGAUGAAGGGGAGAGUAUUUGUCAUUGCCAGUGCUUUUAAGAGCUUUUUCUUGAAAUUAGACAUGACAACGUCCGUUUUCUGAUCAUUUUUGUCCAAGUUUGUAGGUGUUUAAGGCUAAGCCUAUUUAAUUUGAACCGAAAGAUUUCAGCACUAAAAGUACUCUCAUGCCGUAAAAGCAGUUGGAUGUGGGCAAAACAGCUUUUUAGUUAUGAAGAUGUGAGUUACGAAAGAAAACUGAGGUGCCAGCUUGGUGGGGGAGUGAAACAUGCAAAUUUGAUUUUAGUGGUGGAAACAUGGUAACAUUAAGGACAUUCAGUUGAAUGAAAAUUGCUCAUUGAUUCUCCGGUCAGGAAUAUUGAGUGCCGAUUUGAAAGACACUGAAGUUUUGAUUCUAGAAUUUUGUGACUUGUCAUGUUGCCUUCUUGCUGUUUUAAGGCAGUAUAAACAUGGUAUCAUAUUUUCAAAGUGAGUCCAUACACAGUACCCUUGGGUUCGUAGGUCUAAUUCCGUUUUUUAGGGCUAUGGGGAACUAAAACUUAUAUAGUUGUUUUCUUAGAAAUUUCUUUUGUCGGUUUUGAAUACGAGGUAGGAAACGCUAUAAUCGGCUGAACAAACGUGUAUCUUUUUCUUUUUCACACUUGUCCCUUACAAAUUUACUCACAUUUUUAACCUCACUUCCUUUUUAGGAAUCAAGGAUGUCGAAGAAAAAAAGAAAGCGAUGACGGAAAUAUUUGAAACAUUGCCCACUCCAAAUCGUCUUACCUGUGUUUAUUUACUGGAUCAUCUAAGAAGGUCUGUAUGUAUAUGCGCUAAUACUGAUAAAUAAUUAUGUUAAGAAUAAUAUUAUUUAUUUAUAUAGUGGCUAAAUGUCUUAGUGGCAAAAAUUAAUUCGCUUCUCUGUAAAAUGAAAUUAAACGCGAGGCAGUGCUAGCCAGCGGUUUCUGAAGUUGCAGCUCGUGUGUGCUGCGGGGCAAGGCGCUGAGCUAGCUAGCCUUCAAGACUCAUCAGGGCUCAUGUGCUUAUAACCACGUGGCUCAGCCAUACUUUAGGUACGUAAUAUCACUAUAAAAAAUAUUCGACGGUCCUUGCAGAGGUAAGGAGAAUGUUAUGAUAAAACGUGCUAAAAGAGGCGAUUGGGUGUUUAGAAUACAGUUAAAAGUAAUGCCCUUGCGGGAUUUAUUCUAGAAAUUGGCCAAUGAGGGUCAAAUGGACCCCCUUCUGUAAUUUUAGGGGGCCCUUUUACAAGAAAGGUGGUCCCCAAAAAGGUAUUUGAACUUAUUGGCACAGACUGUUCCGUGAGAAAACGAACGUUUAUUGACGCUUUGCCGCCAUUUUCGAACAUUUUGGGCAACUGGAAAAGCCUGGGCACGAAUUACCGCAGAAUCCCGGAUUUAAGUUUAUAGAGCGGCCGUCAAAUCAGUGUUGCUGUCAGUGAUGUUUUCGAAUACUUUACUUCAAAAAUAGUAGUUAUCUUUGGUCUAUUUUUUUGGCGCCCCAUUUGACGCGGCAACGUAAAUUUUAUGCGGCAUUAUUUCCAUAUUGCGGAAAUCCCACAAGGCCCGCGCUCUAGAAUAAGACCUGCCCUUGAUGAAGAGCAUUUCAUUGAUUAAACGGGCGAACUUGCGUGUAAAUUUCUUCAAGACUUUGAAGGGAUGAUUGGUAGUAGACCUUUUGUUCAAAGUAUGUUACAUGACGGGAUACUUUCCGAUCGCAGAAACGACUAAUGAUUGGCCGGCGUAUUAAGUUUGCUUUUUUAACUUAAAUUUGUAAUAAUUUUUUGAUAGAUUAAGUGUGCAUCAAGAUCAGAACAAAAUGGGGCAAAAUAACUUGGCAACUGUAUUUGGUCCCAAUGUUCUCCGUCCGUCUUCAAGUAGCGGGACUGACCCAACAGAUCUCGCGCAAGGUACACUGGAUGUUAUGAGCCAAGUAGGAAUAUUCUUGUGGUUCCUUAAAUGUAGCUCUCUCCAGCUCCCCACGGAUCCAGAGCUCAUGCGUAGACUUGAUCCCGGAAGAAUGCUUGAAGCUACAACCUUGCCAUCCGAGAGUCCAGGUAGACUGAUAUGA